This is a messenger RNA of Lotus japonicus, 2175 nucleotides long. RefSeq names its product F-box/kelch-repeat protein At3g23880-like. The record is from RefSeq and is a predicted model, not a curated record. The coding region runs from base 118 to 1335 and encodes 405 amino acids. Gene Ontology annotation, molecular function: protein binding. NCBI's taxonomy places the organism in Eukaryota, Viridiplantae, Streptophyta, Magnoliopsida, Fabales, Fabaceae. The transcript is spliced from 2 exons.
AUACAAUUACAAGCUAAGAAAAAACACACCACAACCACAUAACAAAACACCAAGUCACAGGAAAGAAACAACAGCCACAGCCACAGCCACAGCCACAGCCACCACCCAAUUGAAUUGAUGAUUAACAAACUGAAGGCUCAGACUCGCUCGCUCGCUCCCUCCCUCCCCUGCAACGCUGCGUUUUGCGUCCGCCGCCGUUCCUCCAGUUCUCUCCCCCGGCACAUGGAGAAGCAAAUGGGUGAUGAUUUGAUUACUGAAAUCCUGUUGAGGUUGCCGGUGAAGUCUCUUGUACGCUUCAAGGCUGUGUGUAAGUUUUGGCGGUCUCUCAUAUCCGAUCCCCAGUUUGCAACAUCACAUUUUGAACGUGCUGCUCUUGCUCCGAGACUCGUGUUCAUUACCCCUCAUGGCAUUCGAACCGUGGAGUUAGAGGAAUCACUUCACCCUGAUCAUAUUUCUGAACCAAUAGAUUAUGACUUUUCAUCUCCCCAUGAUGAUUAUAAUUUUAAGAAUCCCUGCCCUUCGAUUCUAGGUUCGUGUAGAGGCUUUCUGCUAAUGAGAUGUGAUCGAGGUACAAGUCUCUAUCUGUGGAAUCCAUCCACACAUGUCCACAAACCGAUACCUUUAUCUCUUGUUGACGACACCAAUGUUAUUAAUCAUGCAUAUGGAUUUGGUUACCAUUCAUCAAAAGAUGACUACUUGGUGGUCAGAGUGUCUAUUACAGAAACAUCCUUAUCAGAUGUGCAGUUUUUCUCAUUCAGAGCUAAUAUGUGGAAAUAUGCUGAGAGUGUUGAUUUUCCUUCUUCCUUUACCUCUACCUCUACUCAGGGUGUUGAUUUACCUACCUUUACCAAUAUUGAACUUUGUGUUGGGUUGCUCUUCAACGAGGCCAUUCACUGGGUGGGUAGCAACUGGGUGGCUGGUAGAACAACGUUUUUUAUCAUUGCCUUUGAUUUAAUGGAAAAGAGACUUUUAGAGAUACCCCGGCCUGUUGAUCUUUAUGCCCAUGAUUUUUUGUGUUUUACUUUGUGGGUGCAUCGAGGAUUUUUUAGUCUAUCGGUUGUGCGGAGAGAUACAAUUGAAAUAUGGGUUAUGAAGAAAUACAAAGUACAAUCAUCUUGGGCUAAGACUCUUGUUAUAUCUUUGAACCACCUUUACCCAUUAUGCUCUACAAAAGGGGGUGAUAUUGUUAUGUUAUCUGGACUAAAACUGACAAAGUAUAGUGAUGAAGGAGUACAAGGAGAACAACAACUAGAGUGCAUCAAUUUUGGUACUCUAAAUUCAGCAGUGCCCUUGUAUACAGAGUCUAUGCUUUCACUCCCUGAUGUAUGUUACUGAGUGAAAUUAUGUUUAAUGAAACUGCCAGCAAACAUAAUGAGAGUCUGUAUGAAAGUAUGUUUGAGGGCACUAGUUAUGAUAUCCUAAUAGUAUGUGCUUUCACUCCUUGCUCCUGGCAUGGCAGGAACAAAGUUCAGAGGAAGGGCGAAAUAGCUAUUUGGUUAGAUGCAUUUAGACAUUGUGGCUGGUGAGAAAUGCUCUUGUGUUUCAAAAUGGCGAGUUCUACACGGUAAGGAACCGGUUAUGGAGUUGAUCCAGCUUCGAUCUUGGAACUGGGCCGGAGUAAAAUUGGAUGGAUUCUGCAGCUCACUAUUGGAAUGUAGAAUGGAUCCUAUUCCAUGUAUUCAUUCAUUGCAAGAGUAGAAGGACAAGAGGUUGGAGGAAGGCCUAUGCAAAGUGUGGCUGUGUAGCAGGGCCUGAACAUGGUUUAAUUGCUGGGAUAUAACCUUUAAUUAGCAGUGCUGCCAUACUGAUUUAUGUUGAUUUAUGUAGUGUCUUGUGUUCGUGAUGUUGUUAGUACAUGACAAAGGUUUCCCUUAAGCUUGGCAGCAUCUGACUUCAUACACACGGUGUUGGGUUUCAUUACUUCUUGGAGAUUAGAGCCUAUAUGCAGCAUAUUGACUUGUCCCUAAAGGUCCUCUGUAGGAGCAUGUGUGCUGUUGAUGUGGGACUUGAAUGUUGAUAUCCAAUUUCUGGUUUUUCUUUGUGUGCAACUAGAAUUUAGCAUUUAUCUUGGUAGACUAAUCUUUCAUUUGAUUAGCUUCUUCCUCGUUGGGGCACAGCCUUGUGCUCCCAUUAAUUCAUUUCAUCUUAUAAAAUAAAAAAAUAGGAGUUAGUACA